Messenger RNA from Glarea lozoyensis ATCC 20868, 507 nucleotides. RefSeq lists its product as uncharacterized. The coding region runs from base 1 to 507 and encodes 168 amino acids. The record is from RefSeq and is a predicted model, not a curated record. The transcript has a single exon. NCBI's taxonomy places the organism in Eukaryota, Fungi, Ascomycota, Leotiomycetes, Helotiales, Helotiaceae.
AUGGCGAAUAUAAUCACGCAGGAUAAUCUCGAUGCUUUUCUUGAUCCGAAUUGGGAGGAUGAGAGUUCGAAUCCACCAACAUCACCACCACCACGGGAAGCGAUUGUUCAAGCGCCUAAGUCGGAAAUGAUGGUUUCGAGGAAGACGACCGAGAAACCACUCCCGCCAUUCCUCACUCCAGGCGCCUCACCCUCAUCCUCAAGCUCACAACUACCCUCCUCUCACGCGUCUUCCCUCAUGAAUCCUAACUCACCUCCCAUCAACCACCCGCACUCCCUCAUCCUAUCCACCUCCACCCACCCAGGUUCCCUCCGCGACUACCUCAUCAACCACGGCGCACUCACUCUCGAACAAAUCAUGCAGCUUACAGCAGAGAAGUUCCCGGUUAUGAGCGAGAAAGAUGUGGUGAGGGUCAUGAACACUGAUAUUGCGAGAGGUUAUUUGAAGAGUGUUUAUUUGAAUGGACGGGGGAUGGGGUGGGGGAGGUUUUUGUGGGUGUGGGUUUAG